AUGAAUAUUAUAUUACAUUUCGAGCAAUAUAUAUAUUUGAGUAUUUGGAUAUUAGCAAAUUUUUAUUCGUUAUUAUCGUUGGUUCAAACUCAAAACGAAAUUCUUGAAAAUAAUCCUCAAUUAGCAUAUUCUUUGAGAGAUUUGACACACGGUUGGGCAUUUGUGGAUAGAUUAAGAGACAUUUCAGAUGUAGAAUGGAGUACUUGGAAGCAUUUCAUACAGACAUCAUGGGUUUAUUUAAUCUUGCAAUUUGCUAUAUCAGAAAUAAUUAGGAAGACUAAAUUAACAUGUCUGAAACACUGGUACAUAAUAUCAAGCAUAAUGUUUGUUUUGAUAUACUGGGGCUGGAAGCCUUUAAUAAUAAUUUUAAUGCAGCCAGUUAUAUUUACAACUAUUAUAUUUUUGGGAGGUAAAAAAACCAGUAUAUGGCUUACCAGUAUUGUGUUGCUGAUGAGUUAUAAUUCAUUAAAAUAUAAGUAUUAUUUUUGGAAUUUUUUGGAUUACAAACACAUACAAGAUGAAGAAGUUUAUUUGGUUUUAUUUGCAGUUGCAUGGAUAGAACUGCGAUGUAUUAGUUUUUGUGUAGAUUAUAUAGAUAAGAAAGAGAAAUUUACCAAAGAAAAAGCAUAUAAAGUUUCUAUUUACCAAGCAAUACUUGAUAUGUUUAGUUAUGUUUUAUAUGCACCAUUGUUAUAUGUUGGACCCAUAAUGUUAUAUGAAGAUUUUGAAAAAAGCUUCACUGUAAAAAAUGAGAAAUAUACUACAAAAUUAAAGAGAUUUGUCUGGGAUAUGUUACUAUAUUUAUUUUACACAUUCUUAUUAGAUUUAUCAUUUCAUUAUGUAUAUUUUUAUGCGCUGCAAAGUAACAUUGAGGCUAUAAAAAGUUUGCCGACAUUAGCUCUUUGUGGAGGCGGUUUAUGGAUGGGUUUAGUAUUCCAUUUAAAGUAUGUCAUAUCAUAUGGCACAACAGGAGCUUUUGCCAGAUUAGACAAUAUGGAACCACCACCAAUUCCAAGAUGUGUUGCAAGAAUUCAUGUCUAUUCUCUCAUGUGGAGAUAUUUUGAUGUUGGAUUAUACCAGUUUUUAUCCAAAUAUAUCUACAAACCUGGUUACAGUGUCCUAUCUAAUUCACUAAAGCUCUCAAAGUUUGUAAAUAAAUUAAUAGCAUCAUUAGCUACAUUCAUUUUCAUAUUUAUGUGGCAUGGAACUGUGUGGAACAUAUUUGUUUGGUCAAGCCUAAACUACAUUGGCAUUCUGCUAGAAUAUACUGGUAAAGCAGUAUCAAGUACUGAGGGAUACAAAUGGUUCAGAACUAAAAUUUUAAGAAGUAAUUCUAUGGAAAAUAGAUGNUCAAAGCCCUACUUGGAGUAA
This is a messenger RNA of Bombyx mandarina (wild silkworm), 1371 nucleotides long. RefSeq names its product protein-cysteine N-palmitoyltransferase Rasp (gene rasp). NCBI's taxonomy places the organism in Eukaryota, Metazoa, Arthropoda, Insecta, Lepidoptera, Bombycidae. The record is from RefSeq and is a predicted model, not a curated record. Gene Ontology annotation, molecular function: palmitoyltransferase activity. Gene Ontology annotation, cellular component: endoplasmic reticulum. Gene Ontology annotation, biological process: protein palmitoylation.